Molecule: messenger RNA, 1952 nt
Organism: Labeo rohita (rohu)
Lineage: Eukaryota; Metazoa; Chordata; Actinopteri; Cypriniformes; Cyprinidae
Product: xaa-Pro dipeptidase-like
Molecular function (GO): metalloaminopeptidase activity; manganese ion binding
Source: RefSeq, a predicted model, not a curated record
CGACAGCGCGCGGUCAUGUGAUCGAGUGAACGAGCAGUGAUCAGCUGCUCGUGAUCACGUGACUCGAUUUCUCAGCUGAACAGAAACAAGCAGCAGCAGCGGUAGCAUGACAUCUUCACAGCAGAAAGCAGUGUAUUGGCUGGGAAACGAUACUCUGAGGGUAUCGGCCGCCCUGUUUGCAGAAAACCGAGAGCGUUUGUGUCGAGGCCUGAAAGCUGAGAAGGAUUUUAAACCUGGAUCUGUGGUGGUUCUUCAGGGAGGAGAACAGAAGCAGAGAUACUGCACUGACACCGACAUGCUCUUCAGACAGGAGUCGUUUUUCCACUGGACCUUCGGUGUGACCGAGGCCGACUGCUACGGCGCCAUCGACGUCAACUCCAAGAAAUCCUUCUUGUUUGUUCCCAAGCUGCCGGAGAGCUACGCCACAUGGAUGGGCGAGAUCUACCCACGUGAACACUUCAAGGAGAAAUACGCUGUCGAUGAGGUGCAUUACACCACUGACAUUGUCGCCGUGCUGACCAAAAUGAAGCCCAGUGUCCUGCUCACACUGAGGGGAGUGAACACCGAUAGCGGCAGCACCUGUCGUGAAGCGUCCUUUGAAGGCAUCAGCCAGUUUCAGGUGAAUAAUUCCCUGCUGCACCCGGUGAUUGUGGAGUGUCGUUUACUGAAGACUGACAUGGAGCUGGAAGUUCUGCGCUACACCAACCGCAUUUCCAGUGAAGCCCACAAAGAGGUGAUGAAACGUGUGAAGCCGGGCCUGAAAGAGUACGAGAUGGAGAGUCUGUUCCAGCAUUACUGUUAUGCUCGCGGAGGGAUGCGUCACACCUCAUACACCUGCAUCUGUGGAAGUGGGAAUAACUCAUCUGUCCUGCAUUAUGGACACGCUGGGGCUCCCAAUGACAAAACCAUCCAGGAUGGAGACAUGUGUCUGUUUGAUAUGGGCGGUGAGUAUUACUGCUACUCCUCCGACAUCACCUUCUUUCCCGCCAACGGCAAGUUCACCGCCGACCAGAAAGCCAUUUAUGAAGCCGUGCUGAAGUCCUCCAGAGCCGUGAUGGCCGCCAUCAAACCAGGUGUGAAGUGGACAGACAUGCAUCGUCUGGCUGACCGGGUUCACCUGGAGGAGCUGGUGAAGAUCGGGAUCCUGCGUGGGAACGUGGAAGAGAUGCUGAAGGUUCAUCUGGGCGCCGUGUUUAUGCCGCACGGUCUGGGUCACCUGCUGGGCAUCGACGUCCAUGAUGUGGGAGGAUAUCCAGAGGGCACCGAGCGCGUUGACGAGCCGGGGCUGAAGAGUCUGCGGAUGGGCCGUGUGGUGCAGGAGCGCAUGGUCCUCACGGUGGAGCCGGGAGUCUAUUUCAUCAACCACCUGCUGGAUGAAGCGCUGAACUCACAGAAGCAGUGCGGCUUCAUCAACAACGAUGUCCUGGCGCGCUUCCGCGGCUUCGGCGGGGUGCGUAUUGAGGAUGAUAUCGCUGUGACGGCUGACGGCGUGGAGCUGCUGACCUGCGUUCCUCGAACCGUGGAGGAAAUCGAGGCCUUCAUGGCGGAUGAAACAUCCAAACCCUUCAGUCCCAUCAGCAGCCAGAAACUGAAGAGAUGAUGAUGAUGAUGAUGAUGAUGAUGAUAAAGACAAAGACAACACUUCCUCUCUUCAACAGAGUAUCUCUGAUAUUUCACACUAUAAAGGGAAAUCAGUCAAAUGUCAGCUCGUUUGAUUACCCUGAGGAAAAUCAGUAUUAUAAAUUAAUUACAGGAUCAUUUAUGCUUUCAUGUAGCAGCCGUGGAACAAUUUUGUUUGAUAUUCUUGAUAUUCUUAAUAAAGCAGCUCUGAACUUUGUUUAGCCUGAAUUAAAAGAACUUUAUUCAUUUGUAUAAUCUUCUGUAUACUUUGUGCAAGUUUGUAAGGCAAAGCAAUGCUUAUUUUUAAUAAAGCUCUGAUUUUUCUAGCAUCA